Molecule: messenger RNA, 1341 nt
Organism: Cornus florida
Lineage: Eukaryota; Viridiplantae; Streptophyta; Magnoliopsida; Cornales; Cornaceae
Exons: 4
Coding region: 1-1341 (446 amino acids)
Source: RefSeq, a predicted model, not a curated record
AUGCAGUCUGCCAUAGUUCAGUCAGGGUUUCGGCCGCUACCACUACCUCAGCCGUCUCAGCCAGCCAUCAGCCCAGAGUUCCCGACCAGGGGUAUGUUUCUUGUGUCCCAUUCUUGGGCUCGUGUAUUAUUUGAUUCUGGUGCUACCUAUUCAUUCAUUGCUUCAUCAUUUUCACGGGCAUUGGGAUUGGAGGUCAGUCAGUUAGACAGACCACUUUGUGUUGACACACAUGUUGGGGAUUCAGUCACUCUUGGUAGAAUUUGUCGAGGUUGUUCUAUUACCAUUGCCAGACGUGUUCUUGAGUUCGAUCUCAUCCUUCUUGAGAUGAUAGGGUUUGAUGUCAUUCCUGGGAUGGACUGGUUGUCGUCCUUCAGAGUUGUCAUUGAUUGUUUCAGAAGUAAAGUUUCAGUGUGUACCCCGGAUAGGGAUUAUUUCUGUUUUGUGGGAGAUCGGUGUGAUCCUCUCACUCAUUCAUUCUAUGGUGUUAGGGGUCGGGAUCGGCAGACGUUCUUCUUGGCUAGACUUUUUGCCGAUGAUGAUGUGGAGUAUUGUAGGGUUAAUUAUUCGGUGGUUGUACGCGACUUUCUAGAUGUGUUUCUUGAGGACUUGACUGAGUUGCCUCCAUACCGAGAGGUGGAGUUUGCCGUUGAUUUGAUGCAUAGUACCAUGCCAAUCUCUAUGGCACCGUAUCAUAUGGCACCGAUUGAAUUAGAAGAAUUGAAGAAGCAACUUGAUGAUUUGAGAAUGAAAGGCUUCAUCCGACCGAGUGUGUCACUGUGGGGUGCAACGUUGAAGGGAGCCAGUUGUUUUUUGAAGAUUGACUUGAAGUCAGGUUAUUAUCAGUUAUGGGUUAGAGAAGAGGAUAUUCCAAAGACCGCUUUCUGUACGCGGUAUGGACAUUAUGAGUUUCUUGUCAUGCCCUUUGGUCUGACUAACGCACCAGCGGCAUUCAUGGAUCUAAUGAACCGCGUCUUCCACGAUUACUUGGAUCAGUUUGUGAUCCAGAAAUCGAAAAGACUCAAAAACUUGGAGAAAGAUUUUAGAGGCUUUAAAAAGGAAACGAUGGCAGAUGAUCCACGAGCGGCAGAAGCAGUUCACUGUUUAAAGGAUCACUACGAACUAGGUGCCUACAACUCUUCAUCUGCAGUUCGGUAUCCUCAAGUGAGGGCCCCUCACUACGAAAUUAAGGCUAGUACUCUUCAGUUAUUGCCUUCUUUUUACGGCCUAUCAAAAAAGGAUCUAUGCCGGCACUUGGAUGACUUUACAGAGGUGUGCAGAACAAUAAAGAUCCAGAGCUUUCACUAUGAUGUGCUCAACUACACCUUUUCUCCUUUUCAUUAA